CGUCAUCACAGCGCGCCGGAAGGAGAGAGGUUGAUGGCUUGGCUGGAGAUUUGAGCUAAGCCUAGGGACAUGAUAAAGUGAAAAUGACUUCCUUAGUUGUCCCAGUGAUUGACGUCCAUAAUGAGAACUUUAGUGAACUUUGGCCUUCUAUGUUACUGGCCUUAAAAACCUCUACUUUCAUAGCUUUGGAUACGGAACUGAGUGGCCUGGGAGCCAGGAAAAGCCUUUUGAACCCGUGUGUAGAGGAGAGAUAUAAAGCAAUAUGCAGUGCAGCCAGGACACGUUCUAUUUUAUCUUUGGGCAUUGCCUGCUUCAAAGAGCUACCGGAAAACGGAGAGAACGCAUAUUUAUCCCAAAUCUUUAACCUGACCCUGCUGUGCACGGAGGAUUACAUCAUAGAGCCACAGUCUGUGCAGUUCCUGGUUCAGCAUGGCUUUGAUUUCAACAAACAAUACUCACAGGGCAUCCCUUAUUACAAGGGCAAUGACAAGGGGAACGAGCACGACGAGAUGAGCGUCCGCACUUUCUUCCUGGAGCUUCUUCGUGCCAAGAAGCCAUUAAUCCUGCACAACGGGCUCAUAGACCUGGCCUUCCUUUAUCAAUGCUUCUAUGCUCAGCUCCCCGAUAAUCUGGGAAACUUUAUUGCCGACCUCUCAGAAAUGUUCCCAGCGGGGAUCUACGAUACAAAGUACGCCUCUGAAUUUGAGAUUCGAAUUACAGCAUCCUACCUUGAGUAUGCUUACAAAAAAUGUAAGCGCGAGAAUAGACGAUUAAUGGAUUCCAAUGGCAAGCACAUGGCUAUUGAGUUUUGUAACUACCCUCCUUCAAUGUCAACGUUUGUGGAUUACCGACACUGUUCUCUGCCAGAGUCCAACCAGGCCAACUCUGAGAACAUGCAACAUCAUGUUUGUGAGCAGUUUUCGGCUUAUGGCUGGUGUCCGAAUGGGCUGAAGUGUACACAGUCCCACAACAUUGAUCUUAUUAUUGAUGAAGAUGAAAAAUUCAAAGACAACAAAAAGAAGAGAAACAGAAGGAAGAGGAAAAAGAAUGUGGAACAGCAUCCUGUGGAAGAGACAAAGAUGGCAGAGCAAAAUCCCCGCAUUGUAUGUGACGAGGAGCCCCCACUGAAGCAGAGCUGUGCACAUCCUGAGAGUCCCCAGACAGCUGCUGAGCAGAAAUGCCAAAUUGUGGAACAAUGUGAGCAGCCGAGAACCACAGAUAGCAGGAUGGAGGAAGAUCUUCCACCAGCUGCUAGUCCACAGGAACAAGUGAAGGACCACAUGGCCACAGAAAAGAGUCCUAUUGCAGUAGAGACUAGCAUGGCUCUGGCUGAUACUGGUUACAAUAAGGAAGUGUUUAAUGUUAAAAGCUCUACGCUAGGAAGCCAGGUGAAUAACGACAGUGGCACCCACCGGGCUGGUUUUGAUGCCUUUAUGACUGGCUAUAUUAUGGGGUAUGUCUGGAUGCUGAAGAAAGAACCAGGUUCUAAUUCCCCCACUUCCUGCUGUCUCCCGGAUUGUCACAAUAAGGUUUAUCUGAGUGGGAAGAAUGUGCCUCUUCAGAUAGUAAAGAGCAUCUUUUCUAAGUCUUCCAGAGCCCACAUUCAGAAGAUGAGACUUGUCUGCUUUAACAGUUCAUAACAGGCAAUCUUUUCUUUUAAAUCAAAUCACGGUUGUUUUAUUCUGUUAUUAUAAAGGCAAAAAAUCCUAAACAUGGGGUUUUCCUUUAGUUAGCUUGAACAUGGGUAUCCUGUUCUCUAAGCAGUUUAUUUGUGCCAUUUGGCCUGAGUGAAUGGUGGUAACGAGUUACAUGUGGCACUUGUUAUAAUUUCUCUAAUUUGCACGGUAGCGGGAAGAAAGGGAUGUUUACAUCAAAUCAUUUCUGGGUUUUUGUGUGUUAUUACAGUGUACAAUGAUCUAAAUGUGGAUUAUUUAUUUUAAUUAUG
Molecule: messenger RNA, 1945 nt
Organism: Pelobates fuscus (common spadefoot toad)
Lineage: Eukaryota; Metazoa; Chordata; Amphibia; Anura; Pelobatidae
Gene: TOE1
Product: target of EGR1, exonuclease
Exons: 8
Coding region: 84-1640 (518 amino acids)
Biological process (GO): snRNA 3'-end processing
Cellular component (GO): Cajal body; cytoplasm
Molecular function (GO): snRNA binding; 3'-5'-RNA exonuclease activity; metal ion binding
Source: RefSeq, a predicted model, not a curated record